AUGAGCAGCUUCAAGACUCUGGUGGUGGAUGCCCACCCCCACGGCAUCGCCAAUGAGAAGACGGGGACGUUUUGGACCGCCGUUAUGCACAUAUUCUGCGGCAUCGUUGGCGCUGGAGUGCUGGCCCUCCCCCACUCCGUGGCCUGGCUGGGAUGGGUCGGGGGCCCCUUCAUGAUCAUCGUCUUCUGGCUCAUCUCCUGCCUGACCAGCUGGCUGCUGGCCGACGCCUACGAGGUCAACGGCGUGGAGAAUGGGCGCUACCACCACGCAGUGCGAAACAUCCUGGGCCAGCGCUACGGCGUCAUCGUGUCUGUUUUCCAGCUGGCCAAUAUCUUCCUGAUCAACAUCACCUUCAGCAUCACCGGCGCCACGGCCAUGGCCGCCAUGGGGACGCUGGUGUGCGGCGGGGGGGCCUGCUUCGACAGCAUGUGGAAGAUGUCGUGCAUCUUUGGGGCGGUGGAGGUGCUCCUCUCCCAGGUGCCCUCCCUGGAGUCGGCCUGGUGGGUGUCCACCCUGGGCGUCGUGACCUCCACUAUCUACUCCACCAUCGCCCUCGCCCUGGGCAUCAAGAACGGUGGGCUGCGAGUCCUGUACCAUCCGACCGGCGCCUUCAGUGCCCUGCUCUGGUUCGUGGAGAUCAGCAUGGGCAUUGUGUGUGCAUGCGCCACAGUCGCCUCGGUGCGAGGCAUCAUCCUGAACUGGACCACCUACAAGCUUUUCGCCAGCUAG
Messenger RNA from Auxenochlorella protothecoides, 729 nucleotides. Its product is annotated as Amino acid permease 2. The coding region runs from base 1 to 729 and encodes 242 amino acids. The transcript has 5 exons. The record is from RefSeq and is a predicted model, not a curated record. Gene Ontology annotation, cellular component: plasma membrane. Lineage: Eukaryota; Viridiplantae; Chlorophyta; Trebouxiophyceae; Chlorellales; Chlorellaceae.